Molecule: messenger RNA, 996 nt
Organism: Didymosphaeria variabile
Lineage: Eukaryota; Fungi; Ascomycota; Dothideomycetes; Pleosporales; Didymosphaeriaceae
Exons: 1
Coding region: 1-996 (331 amino acids)
Source: RefSeq, a predicted model, not a curated record
AUGGCAGCAAAGCGCAGUCCGCAGUGUCCCUCGCUCCCCCCGGAGCUCUGGAUCCGAAUCCUCGCCUACAAUACCGACCUUACACAUCUCUGGACGGUUUGCCGACACGUAUCUUCACAUUUCAGAGCCUACACUGAACAAGUUUUCGCCGAUCUAGUCCUUCGAAACACGAAUAUCGACUUCCACCUAGAGAAGUACAACCUUGGUGGAAAGAGCAAGCGUCCUGAGGUCCCUACCUCGUUCGCGCGAUUUGUGCAUGGAAUAAAGUUGGAGAAUGGUGAUAGAGAAAAGACCCUAGUGUGCUUCCAAGACCUUCGAAGGAGGAGUGAAAUCGCUGGUGGAAAGAAAAAGGAGUACAACAGGAUAAUGGAGAGAUGGGAGAGUAAUAUAAAGGAAUGGAAGCCAGAAAUGCCGAAUUACACCAUUCGGAUCGGCAAUAUCGUAAACGAUACGGAACUCACCGAUCUAUCCAUCGAUAUCGCAUUACGACAAAUCCAGUUCAACUGGCGGCAGGCGCUUACCCUCUUCUUUCGCGAACAAGCCCUCUUGCGGUACCUUAGAUCGAGAUGGGAAGCGGAGAGCGACACGACUAUGGAAGCAAAUAAGGAGCGACUUGCGAAGGGCGAACACCUAACGGCAGACGAUUACCCCAUGCCUCGGGCCGCUGCGGAGCUAGAAUGGAGAAAACAAAUCCGUCGCAAACGGCUCCGUGAGUACCACGCUGAUAACGAACGUAUGGUAUGGGCGAUAGGAAGCUUGGAACGCUUCGAGAACCACAGUGCUUCACAUGGGAGCAGUAAAGCGUUCAAGCUAAACCCUGACCUACCUGGUACUGGGGUUGGUGAAAAGUACUUCGGCAGCGUGAACCUUGUACAGGAGCUAUACCUGGAUGAAUGGAGCUGCAUGCAUCGUAUUGACACCAAAAUUGAGCACAUGAAAGGCGAGGAAGAGUUUCCGAGAUUUUCUGUGCCUCCUCCAGACUUAAAGAAGGAGUGA